GCCCCUGGCAGCACACGGGCACCAGCACUGCCUCUGCUGCUGCCAGGGCUCUGGUGACUGGAGCUUUUCCACUUUAGAGCUUUCCUACCUGGAGUUAACAGCAGAACUGUGUGGCUGUGGGGGACGUGCUGCCAUCACUGCUGUGACAUGUCCUUCUGUGUUCCCAAUGUUGUCCAAGUGCCAGCUCUGACUCCACUUGGUCUGGAUUGUCCCCAUUGAAUGGGAUGAAGGAGGAUGAAGGAUGCAUGUUCUUUCAAAUUAAGGUAUUUGAGAGUGGUUCCCAGUCACCACAAACUUAAAUUAGUUUGGAAGUGGUGGUAAGAACAAGGACCCCCCCAAAGGAGCUUCCCCAGGCUGUCGGCAAAUCCGGUGUCUCUCAAGAAACACUUUGAAGUUUUCUAAGAGCCUGAUCCAAGCCUGAUCACACUGGGAGCACAAUCCUGAUCAUGUGGGAGAGAUGCUCAUUUCCCAGGGCUGAGGUGUUUGUUGAGAUCACAGUCAGGGGACAUUUGCCAGGAUAUGUGAGCCUGUUUGGCUCAAAGCUGUUCACCUUGUCACCUGCCAGGGAGGGCAGGUAUGAGUGUCAGAGGUACUGGAGGCUUUCCUGUGCCUCCCAGGGUGCAGCAUUGCAGGAGCCAUGAGCUGUGGUUUUCCUCACAGGGCUCUUGCCGGCUCCCAUCUUUGCCAGUAAGUUCCUUUUCCCUUCUUGGUCCUGGCACUGCUUUGGCCUCUGGCUGGGAGAGCAGGGGCUGUGGUGUGGGGCUGGGUGGGCUCUGCUCACAGAUGAUGCUGCUGUGGUUGCUGUGUGCUUUCCACAGUGAACAGCACAGAGGGUAUCUGCACUUGGCAGGCAGCGUGGGGCUAGUGCCAGAAGCUGCUGUGCAGGAAUCUGGGGGGUUUAGUGCCCAUGAGCUCCUUUGUGCUGAGGGAGGGGACGCCUUUCACCCAGGUCUGCAGAAAGCUAGAAAUAGAAGAGAGCAGAUAAACAGUGAGAGAAACUGUGCCAGAGUGUUUUCCUGGAGUAACUAAACAGGGUGUUCAGCCCACCCGGCCAGGGUCAGAUGUGUCAUGUCCAUCUCUAACAAAAUCUCUUCUUUGUGCUGCAGCCGUUUAGUUCAGGAUAGGGAGCAGCUGGAGCUGUGCUGGGCACUCAGGGCCUCAUCCCAGCUCAGGCAGAAAAGGUGGGGAAUUAUAACUGGGGUAAUGCUGGGGUGGCUGCAGGAGCUGUCAGCAGAGUGGAGGAGCAUGGAAGUCUGUUUGCAGAGAGGGGCUGCUGCAGGAGGCAAAGCCAUUUCCUCCAUGUUGGGCACGAUGGACUUUUCUGUGUGCCCACAAAAUUCAGCACUGGUGGAAUACUAUGAAAUCGUCCAGAGCUCUGCAGGACACAGGGAGGAACAGCUCAAGGAAAUGGAUGUGGGAAGGUGCUUGGGCAGCUGCUCCUCGGGGGAUCCCUGCUCGCUUAGUCCAGCUUUCCAGUGAGUUAUAAAUGCAGCACCAGGGAGGCCGGGGCAGUCGCGCAGGGACAGCGAACACAGAGCCAUGCUGCGGGCUGUCCUGCUGCUGCUCGCCCUGGCCACGACGGCAUGUCCGAGCCCGGCCAGCGUGACGAGCCGGCGGGCUGAGGCGCUGAAAAAACUCCUGGAAGUCUUUGGCAUGGAAGACCCGCCGGCACCCCCAUCUCACUUCAAGCGGCCGCCCCAGUACAUGGUGGAUCUGUUCAACACAGUCGCCAAUGAGGAUGGUGUCACCAAGAACCCUGACAUCCUGGAGGGCAACACCGUCCGCAGCUUCCUGGACAAAACUCACGGCGAGGAGAUGCGGUUCCUGUUCGUCCUCUCCAGCGUGGCCAAGAACGAGAAGAUCCUGACGGCAGAGCUGCACCUCUUCCGCCUCUGGCCGAGGGUCACAGAUGGGCCCAAAAGGCACCACUUCUGCCAGGUCAGUGUGUACCAGGUGCUGGAGAAAGACAAGCCAGACACCCCUGGAGGGAAGAAGCUGCUGGCAGCACGGCUUGUCUCACUGCAAACCUCGGGCUGGGAGGUCUUUGCCAUCACGCCAGCUGUUCGUGACUGGAUCGAAGAUGAAAACAGCAACCAGGGUUUGCUGGUGACAGUCCAGAGUUUGGAGGGGAGCCCACUCGACCCCUCACCACUGCAGUUUGCAUCUGGCUGGGGCCACCAUGAGAGCAAGAAGCCCAUGUUGGUCCUUUUCACAGACGAUGGGCGCCGCGGAGCGUCGCUGCCCACAGCCAGCUUCCCAGAUUUAAAGCCUCAGGCUCCUGAUCCCCCGGUGCCCAAGCUGGGCAGGUCACGCAGUAAACGCUCGCGGAAGCGGUUCCAGCCCUGCCAGAGGCAUUCCUUGUCCGUGGACUUCGGGGAGAUUGGCUGGUCUGAAUGGAUCAUCUCACCACCGGGGUACAACGCCUUCCACUGCAAAGGCUCCUGCCCCUUCCCUCUGGGCGGGAACAUGCGGCCCACGAACCAUGCCACAGUGCAGUCCAUCAUCAACGCCCUGCAGCUGAGCGACGAUGUCAGCAGCCCCUGCUGUGUGCCCCACAAGCUCCACUCCAUCAACCUCCUCUACUUUGAUGAUUACGAGAACGUGGUCCUCAAGCAGUACGAUGACAUGGUGGCUGGGAGCUGUGGCUGCCACUGAGGCAGGAGGAGCAGGGGCUGGAAACACCGCU
This is a messenger RNA of Passer domesticus (house sparrow), 2686 nucleotides long. Its product is annotated as bone morphogenetic protein 4-like. NCBI's taxonomy places the organism in Eukaryota, Metazoa, Chordata, Aves, Passeriformes, Passeridae. Gene Ontology annotation, cellular component: extracellular region. The transcript is spliced from 9 exons. Bases 1540 to 2655 code for a protein of 371 amino acids. The record is from RefSeq and is a predicted model, not a curated record. Gene Ontology annotation, molecular function: cytokine activity; growth factor activity.